UCUAAAUAGAAAUACGCAAAAAAUAGCGAUAAGGAUAAUAAAUAUUCAUCCCUGUGUUGUUGCGAACAUGCUUUUACUCAAGCAAGCCAAUCAGUCAAACAAAACCAUAUUCACACCAUUUCUUCCUUCACCUUCUCACCUCUCUCAUCAUCACACACAACACAUUUCUUCAGCAUUCAGUUCCUCACUCUUCCUUCCUUCCUUCCUUCUUUUAUAUCAUCCAAAUUCAUGAAUCAUCUCCCUUGUGCAGCAGACUCAAAACUCACCAUCAACACAUUCGAUCAAACACCCCACCUUUCGUUUUAAAAGAAAAGCAUGACAAACAGAGAAUCAUCAUCAUCAAGCAGUGAAGUAGUGACGAUGGAGAUUGAGGAAAGCAAGGCGGCGGCGUCAGUGGUGGGUGGGCUGAGUCCGUUGAGUGAGUCCAUUUGGAAAGAGAAGACCAACACAGAGACGGUGGGAGAUGUGUCGGCGAAACUGGCAUGGAAGGAUCUGACGGUUAUGGUGACGCUGAGUAACGGGGAGACUCAGAACGUGUUGGAAGGGCUCACCGGGUACGCCGAGCCGGGGACGUUUACGGCGCUUAUGGGUCCAUCUGGGUCCGGAAAGUCCACCUUGCUUGAUGCUCUAUCUAGCCGCCUUGCGACUAAUGCGUUUCUCUCCGGGAACGUCUGUGUUAACGGCCGGAAAACCAAGCUCUCUUUUGGCACGGCUGCUUAUGUAACUCAAGACGAUAACUUAAUCGGUACGCUUACGGUUCGUGAAACCAUAUCGUACUCUGCUAGACUAAGGCUACCGGAUAAAAUGGCAUGGCGUGACAAGCGUGCAUUGGUGGAGAGUACCAUAAUAGAAAUGGGGCUCCAAGAUUGUGCUGAUACCGUUAUUGGGAACUGGCACUUGCGUGGUAUCAGCGGUGGUGAGAAGCGUCGUGUCAGUAUCGCCCUCGAAAUCUUGAUGAGACCCAGAUUGCUAUUUCUCGACGAACCCACCAGCGGCCUAGAUAGCGCUUCAGCCUUCUUUGUUACUCAAACAUUAAGAGGUUUAUCUAGAGAUGGCAGAACCGUAAUCGCGUCGAUUCAUCAACCAAGCAGUGAAGUUUUUGAGUUGUUUGAUCGUUUGUACUUGCUGUCAGGAGGCAAAACCGUUUACUUCGGUCUUGCUUCAGAAGCUUACGAGUUCUUCGCGCAAGCUGGUUUUCCUUGCCCAGCUCUUCGAAACCCGUCAGACCAUUUUCUCCGUUGCAUCAAUUCUGAUUUCGACAAAGUGAAGGCCACCUUGAAAGGAUCCAUGAAACUACGGUUUGAAGCAAGUGAUGAUCCAUUGGAGAAGGUUACAACUGCUGAAGCUAUCCGAGCACUUACUGAUUAUUAUCGUACCUCUCAGUAUUGCUAUGCAGCGAAUGAGAAAGUUGAGGCGAUGUCGAAAGUUAAAGGAACGGUGUUGGAUUCGGGUGGCAGUCAGGCUAGUUUCUUUAUGCAGACGUUUAUGUUGACCAAACGUUCUUUUGUGAAUAUGUCGAGGGACUUCGGUUAUUACUGGUUGAGGCUCGUCAUCUAUGUUUUGGUCACUGUCUGCAUUGGAACCAUUUAUUUAAAUGUCGGGACGGGCUAUAAUUCGAUUCUAGCAAGAGGAGCAUGUGCCUCUUUUGUGUUUGGAUUCGUCACGUUUAUGUCAAUCGGGGGGUUUCCUUCCUUUGUGGAAGAUAUGAAGGUGUUUCAAAGAGAACGAUUGAAUGGUCACUAUGGUGUGACUGCUUUUGUUAUCAGCAACACAAUCUCAGCGAUGCCAUUUCUGAUAUUAAUUACGUUUAUCUCUGGAACGAUUUGUUAUUUCAUGGUGCGCCUUCACCCGGGGUUUAUGCACUAUCUUUUCUUUGUAUUGUGCCUUUAUGCAAGUGUGACGGUUGUUGAAAGUCUUAUGAUGGCCAUAGCUAGUGUCGUGCCCAAUUUCCUUAUGGGCAUCAUCAUUGGCGCAGGGAUCCAGGGCAUAUUCAUGCUGGUAUCGGGUUACUUUCGACUCCCUAACGACAUCCCAAAACCGGUCUGGCGUUACCCUAUGUCAUACAUCAGUUUCCAUUUCUGGGCUCUUCAGGGACAAUACCAAAAUGACUUGAGGGGGUUGAUGUUCGACAACCAAACGCCGGAUUUACCUCAGAUCCCAGGGGAGUACGUUUUGGAAUACGUUUUCCAGAUCACGGUGACGAGAUCAAAAUGGAUCAAUCUUAGUGUUAUCUUUAGCAUGAUUAUCGUCUACCGUAUCAUUUUCUUCCUGAUGAUCAAAAUCAAUGAGGAUUUGACGCCCUGGGUGAGAGGCUACUUGGCUAGAAAGCGGAUGAAGCAAAAGAAUGGAGGUCAGAAUACGACUGUGGCACCAUACGGUCUCACGCAGUCGCCUUCUUUGAGGACUUAUGUUGCUGAUAACAGCAAGAGGUAGAGAGCUAGUCUCGUGUUUGCCAUACCACUUUCUUUGACUAUACUUUUGUAGAGGAAUUUAAGAAUUUGUAACCUGUGCUACAUACAUUAUAUGUUUGCUCCUUGUUAGACAUGUUGUGCCCCAUCUUUCGGAUUUUAUUUUCUAUAUGAAACAAUAAUUUAAUUUAA
Messenger RNA from Helianthus annuus (common sunflower), 2600 nucleotides. RefSeq names its product ABC transporter G family member 11. The record is from RefSeq and is a predicted model, not a curated record. The transcript is spliced from 9 exons. Bases 316 to 2433 code for a protein of 705 amino acids. Lineage: Eukaryota; Viridiplantae; Streptophyta; Magnoliopsida; Asterales; Asteraceae. Gene Ontology annotation, molecular function: ATP hydrolysis activity; ABC-type transporter activity; ATP binding. Gene Ontology annotation, cellular component: membrane.